CACACACACCCGACUUAGCCUGAAGCUUCAUACCGACAUAAUUUGAGACUUGCAUCUGCGCAUUCUACCGGGCGAGAAGCAGAGAAAAUCGUCAAGAUACAAAGGUUGUGGUAUCGGAAGAUUCUCACCUACUAGAGCAUGUCCAGGAGGUCAGACCAAGGCAGCCAGUCAAGAACAGUAACGCUCGGUCAAGUCCGUGCUCUCAGAGCUUCUCACAGCGAGUCAUCCAGCCUGGCGAAAAAACAGAUCAGCUGGAAAGAUUUCGGAGUGUACUUGGACAAAAAGUUAGACAGAACAUUGGACCCUUCCUUUGUGGGGAGUACUGCUACCUCUAGCGCUCUUGUCAAUAUUCUCUCACGGUCAUCUCUAUUAUCCCAGGUAAUCAAGUUUCAAAUCUGCACCUCGUGCAACAGGCCUAUUGGUGAAGCAAUUCUCGCCACCCAUCAUCAGAAGUGUGUUGAAAUGAAACACAAAAGACCUGAGUCGGAGGCCCCUUCAGGAUCCGCGGUCUCGAAGAGAAAGCGGGGCCGCUCGGUCAACCCGUUGCUUGAUAUCGAAUACUCUUCAGUAGAUUCUUCAAGGGGAGCGUCUCCCACGCCUGCGACUCCGUCCUCGAGUCAAAACACCCAAGGGAGGCCCAAAAAGAAGUACAAAAAGUCACAAAUGCAGAAGGAAAAAGAAGCUGCAAACGCAGCGGCGGCAGCCGCGGCAGCUGCUGAAGCUGCCAACAACCGUGCAAGUACUGCUGCACAUGCGAAGAAAAAGAAGCAAGCAAAGGUUAAGUCUGCUACCAAAGCAAAGGGACCGGUGGACGUUGAGAAACAGUGCGGUGUUCCUCUUCCUCUGGGUGGAUUUUGUGCACGGUCGUUGACAUGUAAGACGCACUCUAUGGGAGCCAAGAGAGCCGUUCCAGGAAGAAGCGCUCCCUAUGACGUCCUUCUCCAACAAUACCAAAAGAGAAACCAGGCAAAACUCGCAGCUAGCAAUGCACUAGCCGCGCAACGACGCGAAAACGCCCAACUCACCGGAAUGUCUGUGGGUGAUUCUGAGAAUGGGGAUGGCUUGGGUAACUUGCAUAUCGUACUCGACUCCGAUACAGAGACUCAGCUUGUUCUUGAGGGGUUGUCUAAAAACUGUCCUGCUCCCUUAGAGAGAAAGAUUAUGCUACCUGUCAGGCACAGGCACAAAUUUUUAUACAUGAGAGAAGCAUACGCAAAUGCCCUAAUUACAAAUGGAAGUGCUUCUUCGGACUCGCUGGCUCAUUCGGCAGACGUGACACUUGCUAACCAGGCGAUUUCAGGCUCAAUUGGAGGAUUACAAGGUCGUUGUGCUUUGAUCAAUGUGGAUAACAAGUCUUCAAAUGGUGAUACUCAGACCUACGCGAGCAUUCCCGGAGAAAUUUAUCAAGUUCGUGCUCCUCUGAAAGCGAUUCUUAUGACGGCACAGUACAAUCAUCAACAGCAACAACUAUUCCAGCAACAGAUCAUGAAGUUGCAGCAGCAACAGUUACUCGCCAAGCAGCGUCAACAACAGCUACAAAGACAACAGCAGCAGCAGCAGCAGCAGCAACAUCAAAAUACGGCAUGAUUGUACUGUGACUUCUAUUAUGUUCCAGAUGUGUAUUAUAUGUAUAGUAAAAAUGAUGAAAUUUACCAUGCUCCUUUAAA
Messenger RNA from Metschnikowia bicuspidata var. bicuspidata NRRL YB-4993, 1667 nucleotides. RefSeq names its product deubiquitination module subunit. Gene Ontology annotation, cellular component: SAGA complex. Gene Ontology annotation, biological process: regulation of transcription by RNA polymerase II; RITS complex assembly; regulatory ncRNA-mediated heterochromatin formation. The transcript has a single exon. Bases 139 to 1587 code for a protein of 482 amino acids. NCBI's taxonomy places the organism in Eukaryota, Fungi, Ascomycota, Pichiomycetes, Serinales, Metschnikowiaceae. The record is from RefSeq and is a predicted model, not a curated record.